AUGCUGAAAACCACUGGCUUUCUCCUGGCCGCGUGCCGCUUGGCUGCUGGCGCGGCUGUGUCAUCAGCCUCAACCUCUGCCUCAACCUCUUACGCAUCUCCUCCCGCAGUGUCGACGAUUGAGCCCUCGGCCAGCCAGAUCUCGGCUGCAGCUGCCACUGCGACUGCCCUUUCUUCGACGAGCAAUGUGAAAGGCCUCGCGUUCAACCGGUUCUACCAGAUCUGGCUUGAGAACAUUGACUUCGCCAACGCCGCUGGAGACCCCAACCAAGCAUGGCUGGCCGAGCAAGGCAUCACGCUCAGCAACUACUGGGCAACCACCCACCCUUCGGAACCCAACUACUGCGCCGCAGCUGGUGGUGACAAUUUCGGAAUGGACAGUGACGACUUCCAUGCCAUCCCCGAAGACAUCGCCACCGUCGUCGACCUCCUCGACACCAAAGGCAUCUCGUGGGCGGAGUACCAGGAGCACAUCCCAUACGCCGGAUUCCAAGGGUACAACUACUCCAACCAACACACGUUCCACGACGACUAUGUGCGCAAGCACAACCCACUGGUUCUGUACCAGUCGGUCACCAACAACGACACCCGCUUGAAGCUGAUCAAGGGAUUCAACGACUUCGAGACGGAUCUCAAGAACCAGAAGCUUCCGCAGUGGGCCUUCAUCACGCCCAACAUGACCAAUGAUGGCCAUGACACCAACAUCACCUACGCUUCCGUGUGGGAGCGCAACUGGCUCGAGCCCCUUCUCAAGGACGAGUACUUCAUGAACGACACCCUGGUCCUCUUGACCUUUGACGAGAACGAAACCUACGGGAUCGAGAACAAGAUCUUUUCCAUCCUGAUCGGCGGUGCCGUGCCCAAGGAACUCCGCGGCACCACCGACGAGACCUACUACAACCACUACUCGACCAUUGCCUCGGUGUCGCAGAACUGGGGUCUUCCAUCGCUCGGGCGCUGGGACUGCUCGGCCAACGUGUUCGAGCUGGUCGCCAACAAGACCGGAUUCAAGAACGCCGAGAUCGACCUGAACGACAAAGGAGUCUUCUACAACGCGUCAUACCCAGGCCCGCUGUCGGAGAAGAAGUACGUUUCAGACUGGCCCGUCCCGACCAACGCGUCCACUUGCGCCCAUGGAAAGGGUGUUUUGAAGUCGGUCGUCGACUCCAUCAAGGGCAAGGCUCCUACCUACAACUACAGCAGCCCGUUCCCUUACGACCCCGUCUCUGGUGUCGACGUGCCUCAUAACACCACCAAGUCCCCUGGCAUUUAG
Molecule: messenger RNA, 1272 nt
Organism: Capronia epimyces CBS 606.96
Lineage: Eukaryota; Fungi; Ascomycota; Eurotiomycetes; Chaetothyriales; Herpotrichiellaceae
Product: acid phosphatase
Exons: 1
Coding region: 1-1272 (423 amino acids)
Biological process (GO): phospholipid catabolic process
Molecular function (GO): hydrolase activity, acting on ester bonds
Source: RefSeq, a predicted model, not a curated record